AAGUGGUGCAACUCAUUUCCUGCAGCCCCCCGGAAUACACACAGCGAGCAGAGGGGCAAAGCAGCAGCAACAUAAAAAAAAAACAUCUAAAAAAGGUUUGCGAGUGAAGGACAAAUGGCUCUCCUUGUUAAAGCGACAAAAAUGCAUUGAAUUUCUUUAGCCUUUUUUUAUUUUUUAAUUACAGCCGGCUUCCAUUUCCACUCUGUUACACUUUACAUGUUAUGAGAGCUCUCAGUACAAGCUGUUGCCAACAAAGAAACAAACUCAAGAGUCAAAACAGGGAACCCGCCCAUAGAAGACAGAACAGUGGAUGGAAGAGCGCGAGAGGGAGUGAAGAGGACGGAGGUUAAGAUACAGGGGCUGGUCAACAGGCAUGGCUCCAAUUCGGGACUCGGCCAGCCACUCUCCUAACCAAACAGAUCUGGACCACCCUGGCCUGGAUUCUCAGUAUGAGAAUUGCCCCUGGAGCUCUGGUUCUCCCUGCAGCAGAGACAGUAACUGGGACACGGUGCUGGUAGACUCGGUCGGCAGCGACACGCCUUCCUCCUCCUCCUCCUCCUCGGCAGCCGGCAACGACCCCGAGCUCACCUUAGAAUGCCUGGACACGGACUCUGCCUCUAGCUCUGGUGGCUCGGAGAGGAACUUGGUCACCGCGAUGACGUCGUCGUCGCCGCCGCCUCCCGGAGGCCGUAACGGGAACCACUUCUCCCCGUUGACUAACGGCGGCGUUCCUCCCGGUAGCAGCAAUAACAUCAUAACGUGUAACGGGGCGGCGAAUGGCCCGCGGGGGUGCGUGGCCAACGGCUCCGUGGCCAACGUCGGCCCCAACGACGCCUCCGCCCCCGCCGACGGUAGCCACGGCAACAAGCCGAGCCCCUGGGCGUCGGCCAAUGGUGCUGGUCUGACCCCCGGCACUCUGAACCCAAAAGUUAACCACGGUGCCUGGCCCGGUCCCCAGGGACCCUCCGGCUGUAGGAUUGUCCAGCAGGGAGGCUCUCUGGGCUGGGGAGGGACACAGGCGGACAGCCUCUCUCUGUCUGAACAGCCGCAGCGCCUCCUCCUGAAUGAUACCACUGUCAAGACUCGCCACCUUAACACGACCAACGGACCAAAUAACACUACUAACGCCAUCGACACCUCUAGCUUACCAAACUCUACAGGCGGCUCGGUGCACAGGAACGAGUCCGGCUCGGGGCUGCGUUCCUGGGCAGCGGGAGGAGGAGGAGGAGGAGGAGGAGCGGGGUCAGAGCUUGGAAAUCAGCUCUCCAACGGUACCCUGUCUGGCGCCCAGCACCCCCACAGCGAGGGCCUGGCAGGGGGCUUCUCUAAGCCCUGGGGGGCCUCGGGCCCUGGAGACACUGUAAACGGCCAGGGACACGGCCAGCCCUCCCCUGCUGCUGCUGCUGUUUACAACAGUAAAACUAACAGCAAGGCCCCUGUAGGGAGGUGGGACUCUGCUUCUCCUCACAACCUGGGGACUGGAGGAGGGGCGAGCAAUGGGAACGGACUGGGUCCUGCCGGGAUCCCCCGACCAUGGGCCUCCUCCUCUUCUUCAUCUGGCUCCUCCUCUAACAGGCAACCCCCCAAUGGGGAGUGGAGCUCGUUGCCCGGUAACAAAUCUCAGGAUUCCGGCGACGGACGGAAGUCAGGGGAGGAGCCAACGGCUGGAAGAGUCUUGAAGACGACGCCCUCAGGAUGGGAGGAGGAGGAGGAGUGCAGGGACCUGCGAGCGUUGGGGCGUCUGGCGGCAAUGUGGACCCCCGUGUCCUCUGCAACACCGGCUGGGGCCAGACCCCAGUACGCCAGAACACCGCCUGGGACGUCACCUCUCCCGUCCCCAGACCCGAUGACAGGAAACCCGGUAACGGAGGCCCCGGCUGGGGAUCGAAAAGCCACGCCGCUCGUUCUCAUACCUCCAGCUCUGGAGGAUGGCGAGGGGGGGAGGGCGGCCCGGGCCCAGAGUCAGGAGGGUCUGGCUGGGUAG
Oncorhynchus gorbuscha (pink salmon) is the source of this 1984-nucleotide messenger RNA. RefSeq names its product trinucleotide repeat-containing gene 6A protein-like. The record is from RefSeq and is a predicted model, not a curated record. Gene Ontology annotation, biological process: positive regulation of nuclear-transcribed mRNA poly(A) tail shortening; miRNA-mediated post-transcriptional gene silencing. Bases 374 to 1984 code for a protein of 536 amino acids. Lineage: Eukaryota; Metazoa; Chordata; Actinopteri; Salmoniformes; Salmonidae. Gene Ontology annotation, cellular component: nucleoplasm; P-body. The transcript has 7 exons.